AAAAAAAAAAAAGAGCGAGAAAGAAAGAAACCUAGAUCUCUAAAAUAAAAUAAAAACCAAACAGGUUCCUAUCAGUGAAGUGGAAAGGAGGGGGGCAGGGGAGGCUUGAGGGGGGUGUUGGGGAAAGCAGCUCAGAGGCAGAGGCAGAGAAACACGACUCAGGAGCGUCUCAGGGCUCUCGGAUCUGGGGACAGAAGUGAGAUUGGAGAAAGUAGAGCGAUGCCAAGGAGGAAACAGCAAGCACCCAAACGGGCUGCAGGUUAUGUCCAAGAGGAAGAUUUAAAGGAAGAGGAAGAUAUAAAGGAGGAAGAAGAAGAUGAUGAUGACAACAACUCAACUGCCCAACUCCAGGGCAGCAAUGACACUGGCACGGAUGAGGAACAUGACUUGGGUCCUGAGCAGAAAGGGAACUUUAGUUAUCAGAAUUCCCCUGUCAGUCAUAUAUCUAACCAGGAUGCAGAAAAUGAAUCACUACUAAGUGACGGUAGUGACCAUGUGGCAGAUAUUAAAAGUAUUUGCUCUAGAGAGCCACAGGACCCAAAAACCAGCGCCCAUCCCAAAGCCCAGAAUGAAGCACAUGAUUGCAUGGAUAAAAUGACAGCGGUCUAUGCCAACAUACUGUCAGACUCUUACUGGACAGGCUUAGGGCUGGGUUUCAAGUUGUCUAACUCUGAAAAGAGGAGUUGUGACAACAGAAAUGGAGGGAACAAAGCUGAUUUUGAUUGGCAUCAAGACGCACUGUCAAAAAGCUUACAGCAGAAUUUACCUUCCAGACCUGUCUCAAAACCCAACCUGUUCAGCUCGGUCCAGCUCUACAGGCAGAGCAGCAAAAUGUGUGGAACUGUGUUCACGGGCGCCAGCCGGUUCCGGUGCCGGCAGUGCAGCGCUGCCUAUGACACACUGGUAGAACUAACGGUUCACAUGAACGAGACAGGUCACUACCAAGAUGACAACCAUAAAAAGGACAAGCACAGACCUACCAGCUACUCAAAGCCCCGAAAAAGAGCUUUCCAGGACAUGGACAAGGAAGAUGCACAAAAAGUUCUGAAAUGUAUGUUCUGUGGUGACUCUUUUGAUUCCCUUCAAGAUCUGAGUGUUCAUAUGAUAAAAACAAAACAUUACCAAAAAGUGCCUUUGAAGGAGCCGGUACCAACCAUUUCUUCAAAAAUGGUCACUCCAGCAAAGAAACGUGUGUUUGAUGUUAACAGGCCUUGUUCCCCCGAUUCCACAACGGGGUCUUUCUCAGAUACUUUCUCUCCUCAGAAGAACGCAAACCUGCAGUUAUCAUCCAACAACCGCUACGGCUACCAGAAUGGUGCCAGCUAUACGUGGCAGUUUGAGGCCUGCAAAUCCCAGAUUUUGAAGUGUAUGGAAUGUGGAAGUUCCCAUGAUACCUUGCAGCAGCUCACAACCCACAUGAUGGUCACUGGCCAUUUCUUGAAAGUCACAAGUUCAGCUUCAAAGAAGGGAAAGCAACUUGUUCUGGAUCCUUUAGCUGUGGAAAAAAUGCAAUCACUGUCUGAAGCACCAGCCAGUGACAGCCCAGUUUCGAAGUCAACCAGUAAAUCAUCUGCAGAAUGCAUAGUUCCCACCUCUGAACUAAAAAAAGAAAGUAAAAAAGAUAAAACUGAAGAUGUGAACAAAGAUGAGAAAGCAGUAAAAACUGAAGAGUAUGAAGACUCUCUUCAGAAACCACUGGAUCCCACAAUGAAAUAUCAGUAUCUCAGAGAAGAAGAUUUAGAAGAUGGUUCAAAGGGUGGUGGGGACAUUUUAAAGUCCUUGGAGAACACUGUCACAACAGCCAUUAAUAAAGCUCAAAAUGGAGCACCCAGCUGGAGUGCCUACCCCAGCAUCCACGCAGCUUAUCAGCUCUCUGAAGGAGCUAAGCCAUCUUUGCCUGUGGGUUCCCAAGUACUGCAAAUCAGGCCAACAAUCACCAAUAAAUUGAGGCCCAUAGCUCCGAAGUGGAAGGUCAUGCCUCUGGUCCCUAUCUCGGCAAAUGUGGCCCAGUGCACUCAAGUGAAGAAGGAAACUGAUGACAAGGAGGAGGUACAAAAGGACUAUGCUAAAGAGAGCAUCCAAGCUGAGCCUGCCUCUCUCAACCAGAAUGAGAGAGAACCACUCCUCAAAUCUGAAGCCUCUGUGGAGCCAAAAAAGACAGAACCAUGUCCCUUGAAAGAAGAAGACAAAAUUAAAGAGGACAGUGGGAAAGAAAAAACAGUCCUCAAGGAAGCAACAGCAGCUUCUCUCAGUAAUGGUUGUGCUGCUGCCAACCAUUCGUCUGAACUGCCUUGUGUCAACCCUCUCAGUGCGCUGCAGUCAGUACUCAAUAAUCACUUGGGCAAAGCCACUGAGCCUUUACAGCCUCAAUCCAACUCCAGCCCCAGCUCUAGCACAAUUUCUAUGUUCCACAAACCUAAUCUAAAUAUGAUGGAGAAGCCAGUUUUAUCUCCUACUCCAACCCCACCAAAGCCUGCAAGUGUAUCCAGGCACUAUUUAUUCGAAAACAAUGAUCAGCCUAUUGACCUGACCAAAUCCAAAGGCAAGAAAGCUGAGUCAGCUCAAGCACAAUCUUGUACUUCUCCACCUCAAAAACAUGCUCUGUCUGACAUUGCUGACAUGGUCAAAGUUCUUCCCAAAGCUACUACACCAAAACCUGCUGCAUCUUCAAGGAUCCCAUCUAUGAAGUUGGAAAUAGAUGUCCGACGCUUUGAGGAUGUCUCAACAGAAGUCUCCACUCUGCAUAAAAGGAAGGGCAGGCAGUCAAACUGGAACCCUCAACAUCUUCUCAUUUUGCAAGCUCAGUUUGCUUCCAGCCUCUUCCAGACAUCUGAAGGUAAAUAUUUAUUAUCAGAUCUAGGCCCACAAGAGCGCAUGCAGAUUUCAAAAUUUACUGGACUGUCAAUGACCACCAUCAGCCAUUGGUUGGCAAAUGUCAAGUAUCAACUUAGGAAAACCGGAGGAACAAAGUUUUUGAAAAACAUGGACAAAGGACAUCCAGUCUUUUAUUGCAGCGACUGUGCAUCUCAGUUUCGAACCCCAUCUACUUACAUUAGCCACUUAGAAUCUCAUCUAGGUUUCCAAAUGAAAGACAUGAACAGGCUGGCUGUGGAGCAGCAAACCAAGGUAGAACAAGAAAUCUCCAGAGUUUCAGUUCAAAGAUCUCCUGAAACAAUAGCUGGAGAAGAGGACACAGACUCUAAGUUCAAAUGUAAGUUGUGCUGUCGGACAUUUGCGAGCAAACAUGCAGUAAAACUUCAUCUAAGCAAAACACACAGCAAGUCACCAGAACACCAUUCACAAUUUGUAGCAGAAGUGGAUGAAGAAUAACUCUUAAGGACGAAUGCCUUAGUUCCAGCUCUCCAGCCCAGACUUCCUGCGCCCAGCCCGCCCCUGCGUGUCACUCCGAUCCUGACAUUGAACUCACAACAACCCGGACCGAGAAGACUGCCAAAAAACUCCCGCUAUUCUUCUUCAUCCUCACUAACAAUUUGGUAAUGAAGUAUUGAUUUCCACUCCCCUGCUUAUGGACGAUAUUAGAUUUUCAUUGAUAAACUGCACUGGGGCUGUCUGGUCUCCACUGUCCCUUUUUGCUGUCACUAAAACAAAGUGCCACUGAAGUAAGAUAAUGACUGAGAACAUUGAUGUACUUAUUUCGUCAAUUUGUAACACUUGACAGGAAAAAAAAAUUCUUCAUAGUUUAAUGUCCAAGUGUGAUACACAAGAUGCAGUCACAUUGGAAGCUUUACUUUUCAUGGUAAUGUCCAUUUCCUAUUUAUAACCCCUUUGGGAUAGUUUGUCUAAAGGAAAUGUUUCUAUUCUGUGCAGCUAUUACUGUUGCACCUGGGUUGCCCAAUCCAGUCAUUGCACUAGGGAUCAAUACAUCACAGUAAGUACAAGAAUUAUUAAGUUAAAACAGAUUCUGAGCCAAAAAACCUCUGAACAAUGUUAAUCUUCUGUGCAAGUUGUUCAAAUAGUUAUGCUUAACCAUGUUGCUGCCAAAGAUUUGUUUAAAAUGGAUUAUUUUCAGUUUGUUUUAUUCCUUAGAUAUAUAUAUAUAUUUAAAGCUCCAUUACGGUUUAUGGCGAGACAUAUGCGAUGGAGUGAUUUUUAAACGAAAGUACUAUUGUUAGAUUAUUGAACAUUAUAUAAAUAUAGGUAUAUCUAUAUAUAAAUAUCACUAUAUAAAUAUCUAUAUAUAGAUAUAAAAGAAUAAAAGUAGAAUUCCUUUAUCAGUUGGGUGAGUGUAAAUCUAAAGCUCUCUGUUGUAGUCAAUGGAGUUACACUGGAUUUAUGCCACCGUAAAUGAGAUCAGAAUCUGGUUUUCGCGCUCUCUGGCCAGCCUGGCUCGUCCUGCCGGCAUGGACAAGCUGGCAAGCACAGCUGUCUUCAAGUCAACCGAGACCUGGGGAGAAGGGGGCUACAAAGAGGGCAAUUUCAAAUUUGUGCUUGUAACUUUUUUCAUUAAAACUUUGAGGUCCCAAUUUUAAUUUGUGGAAUAUUCACGUUAAUAAUGAGAUCUAAUUAAGACAUCCAUUAAAAGCCCGUUAAAGUUAAUUUAACGUAAAAAUUCCAAUAGAACUGUAUUAGAUUUUCUCCAUUAAAUUAACGUUAUGGAUUUUUAACGGAUGUCUUAAUUAUACAUUAUUAUUAACGGGAAUACUGUAUUACACAGAUUAAAAUCGGGUCCCGAGUCAACUCACAAAAUCUUCCAGGAUAUGCUAAUGUCACAAGUCUCACGUUACCUAGUGCACUGCUUGGAAAAUCAGGCACAGUCCUGUUUACUCUCGCUGAGCAUUUCCUCACAGCAAAACCAACCUCCAGUAGACAAAUCCAUCUCUGCAUUUAAUGAUGAACUUCCCUGAUUCUCAAAGGAAAAAUAAGUCUGGAUCAAGUUGUAAAUUGCUACUCCAUUGCAAAUGAAAUAUUCAGAAUAUACUAGGCACAAGUUGAGAAGAGGAUCUUUCUUAAAUAAGAGAGGGCUUUGGGGUGUCUUUUAUUAUUAUUUUGGUUUAGACAUUCCAGGACAUAACUGAAGUGCAGCAUUCACAAAAUCAGACUAAAUAUGUUUACUGCAUUCCCUGUGGCUUGUGCAGAAGGGCCUGUUUUGGCACUGUUUGGGAAAUUUUAACAUGAUCCCUAAACUCAACAUGGAGGAGAAAAAAAGGCCCUUCUUAUUUACCUCCUAGGGAAAGUGUUGCCCUUAUGCCACAUAUAAUAGCAAAUUGCUUUUUUUAUGGCAUGCAUAACCUAGAUGGGAAAAAAUAUGGCGCUUGAGGGAAGGAGGGAAAAAGUAAAUGAAGUUCCAGGAAUGUCAUUCUGAAGUAAUGAGGCAUGGACAGAAAAUAUACCCCUCACAUCAUCGGAUUGAGAUGGCAGUCGAAAUAGCUUCAUUGAAGUGUCAGCACUCAUCCAUCAAUCAAUCAUCCACAAGGAAAAAUAGCGACAGUACAACGGGGCGGCUUUUAUGGGAUUUACUCAUGGGCAUAGGGAAUAGCAGCUCAAAUGUAGUUCUGACAUGAAAAGCAAGGUGCUGAUAUUAUUUUUUAUGAUGGGAGGAUCAUAAAGUGAAUUGAGAACAGUGAGGUCUGUCUUUGCUUAACCUAUUCAACUGGAAAUGAACGGAGCUCAACUGGAAACGAGCAGAGCCUUCAGAUGGGUUAAGAUUGAAGCCUGCACCGUGCUGAGCACCGGCCAUUGACAACAAAAUUCUAUUAAAGCAAAAUCAAUGCAUUAGCAUCGAGCUCCUCAGAAGCUGUUAAAUUGUGCAGCCCGUUCAGAGUUAUUAAGUGAAGUUGCACGAGGUGGGUGCUGCGGCACAGACCCAAAGGCAGCGAGUGCCACGGCAAAAUGCCACCUGGGAGAAACGGCAUGUGUGUCUCCAGUCCCGUUCAUUUCCUCAAGCUUUUGGAUGCUCUAGAAAAAAGUAUUUGGCUUAUUGCAGCAUCCAACAGGUGAAGUUCCCACCGACUUCAGACAACCCCGAUUCUGCACCCACUGUCACGUUUUGCCGUCUGCUUUGGUGGAACCCUCCGUGCAGUGUGUUUGGCUGCUUGCGGCAGUGCCUGAGCAGUGCAGACGCUGUCACGGCUGCUGCCAUGAGCAAGGAUCCUCUUCCCACGGGAGGGUGGCCCUACGGCCCCGGUCAGCCCGCAGCAUCCAGGGCUGGGGCUCCGCAGGGCACCACCUGCUCAGUUUUGGCAGAGAAGAGGCUUUCCUGGUGACCUGUAGCCGGUGAGCAGCGAGAUCGUGGUGAUGAUAGUAAACACAGUCGUACCAUCGGCUGCCCUGGCCCCAGCUGCACUGGCACCUGCGACCCCAGAGCUGAAAACCUCCCUCAAGGUUUUGGGGAGGGCCGGUCUCCCCGAGGGAGGUCUCCAGCCCAGCGGCGUUUUUUGCUCAGGAGGUUUCACUCCGGCACAGGCAAAUGCAGGAACAGCUACUUCAUUUAAAAUCUGGCCACAAACCUUUAUUACACAGUGCUAAACCUUGAUUAUUUUGCCUGCAUUGCUGUCCUCUGGGAACAUUUUAGGUACACAUUUGAAUUAAGUGGUUUGGGUUUUUUUUUUUACAAUAUGAUAUAAAAAAAGCAAAUGUACCUCUCUCCUCUCUCUUUCUCUGUACAAAACUGGAUGAGUUGAUAGUUUAUCUGUCAUAUAAAUCAGGUAACACAGAAAAUCAUUGCAUCUUUUCUCUGUCGCAUCUACUCAAUAUCUAUCGUUCUGACUUUUAUUCUUAUUGGAGAUCAUCAAAACAUUAAUUAAAAGCCUGGUGAUCAAACAGCCGAAUAUUUAUGAUUCACGUCCUUGCUUAUUAACAAGUGGCAUAUUGAUACACCACAUAGCCAAGCUGUUUAUGCUCUUGUACUGCAAUAAAGCAGUAAGAAUUGUUACCCUUACACACUGCUUUGAGAGAUUUAUUUAGAAACCAUAGCUCCUUUCCUGCCACCAUCCAUGUCAAAAUAAGCCAUAUCACCUUAAAAAAAAUGUUCUGUUUUAAAAGAGGGAGAUGUAAUUAGCAUCUAUUUGGAGCCUAAUAUAUAAAAAUUUCAGUAGAUCAGUCUCAGGUGUUUUUUCCAGGCUGUUAUUACUUAAGCUGAGAGGGAAAAGGACACUUAACUUUAAAAAUGGCUGUCAUUAGUACAAUAAUAAUUGUUGGUUUUAAAAAAAUCUUUGAGAAUCUGCUAACAAACCUGCCCAGUAAUUACUUGUCAAUGCAACUUAUCAUGGGUUUUAUUACCUACUUGUAAAAGUAUUUACAAGACUGACCUCCCUAGCUUUUUUAGAGAUCAUGGAGGAUAUAAGAAGUCAUUUUAAAAAUCAAUAAUUAUAUAUUAACACAAUAGGGGUUGAAGCCUUCCAAGCCAAUUUUACUGGCUGUUGAGACAACUCUCACAUAUUCAGAUGGUAAGGAUUGUUUCCCUAAUUUUUGGUCUUUUUACUUUCCUUAAUCAUGUUUUGAUGAAGUGCCAUAUUUAUUGACUAAAUUAUACUCAGUUCAGUUUCUAACAUAGAAGAGGGUAUUCCCACGGGGCAGUGUCCGUGCAGGCUUUGCACAGAAAGCCGGCUGACCUUGGUGUUCGGGAAAAUACAGAAGUAACAGAGUUUGGGCCUGGGGCAGCCUGUGGGUGAGAGCUGCCUAGGGGACAUUUGCUUUCUACAGCAUUGCCCCUGCUAAUUGCUAAUGUCCUGAUCCUGCCGUGAAGGAGCUGCUCUGGCUCCAGCACAGCAGUUCAGGUCAGCCCUCGCUUUGAUCUUGCUGGGAAUGUUAUUUUGCAAUCCAACCUGUUGAGAAAACACAAGGGAAUGAAAGAUGGCAACCCAAUUUUUGGCAGAGACUUCCUCCCAGUGAAGAAAUGACUCUUCUUGGCACCCGGGGCCAGGCUGGGCUGAGGCCACCAUCCCCAUCCCCUCUUCGCUUGCCUCGUAACUCUCAGGCUGGAGAAAGUGCCUCAGCUAAGUGGAGGUGGAUCUCCGUCACACAGGACUUUUGUCUUCACAAACAGAUAUACGAUGCAAUUUAUAUUUAAAAUUCUCUCUAUAAAGACAGUAUUGAUCACAGAUUCCAGAUCAAUAUGUUGCAAUUACAGCAGGCUUUAAAGGCCAUCUGUCCCCAAGCAAGAGCCCUGAUAUAACCACCUCUAUAUAUUCUGAAAAACUGCUACUGGUACGUCCCCAUCUUCUUACAGUGCAACCUGACAUAUUAUUUUUACUCCCAAGAAGCUUUGUUUAGGAGCUACAUAGAGUUGUAAUUCCUGUUUACUGGCCACCCAAGAGCUCAGAGCAGCUUCUCCUUGGGUUUCAAAGUCACAACAGGGUUAACAACACUGUGGUCUUGCUGGCCUGGUUUUCCUGCUCCCCCCCCCGUCACAACUUAUCCCACAGAUUGCAACUUUCCUUUUUGCCAAACCUCUGUCCUUGGUUGAAAACAAUCAGCAAGAGGUUACUGAAUUUCAUUAAAACUAAGAACUUUUCAGUAAUGGUGCUGAAGAGUUUGAUCUGGACAUUGGUAGGUGUAAACUGAGCCUUUUUUAUACGUGACAGAUUGGGCCACAGCAAAUGUACCGUUUUGAGACUUGUAACUAAAGAGUAAAUGACAUGCCUCUAAAGGCAGAUUUCAAUUCACAUUUCAUCAAACUGAGGUCCUGACUUGUCAGCACCUGAAGUUGAGAUAAGUCUUUCUGUUGAUGGCCCUGGAUGAGGCACUAGGUAGUGAUUCCAGAGAGAAACGUUUCUUGGAUUUUCUUUUUUUCUUCUUUUCUUAAUUAUUUCCUGCAUUGGUUGACUUCACGCAUGCAUGCAGAAUUCAGGAUUUUUGUUCUCCAAUCAUCUCCUGAAGGAAAGUGAAAGAAGGCAAAAAGUAAAAAGAGUGAGUAUACAGUGAUAACAGAAGCCCACAUACCUUUGCAAAUGAACACAUGCCAAGCGUAAAAGCCCGGGGAGAGGGUGUGCGUCCCCCGCGCUGCGCCGCAUCCCGCCAGCACAUUCCCGAUCGUCCCUGCAACUGCCUCCCUCUGGUUUCAUUUCAGUCUUCAGCUUUAUUUAUACCAACUUCUAAAAAACAGAAGCCAGAUUCUGAAUUAAUUUAUUCUGGUGUAAAUCCAGAGCUACUCCUUUGAAUUCAGUGUAUUUACCCUCUGUCUACACAGCUUCAAACACUGUCCUCAUGGUCCUAACCUUGGAUUCCUAACAUGUUUAGAUGGUUUUGAAAACAACUUCAGCAGACAGUCUCUAGCUUCGUGCAGAUUAAAUCUAAGGCACAGUCUGCACUUCAGAAGUUUUAUAGUUAUGUCAGGGAAGUGAUUGCAAAACUUUGUUAUUGAUGUGACUAUGCUGGUAAAAGUCCUAAUGUAAAAACAGUUGUAUCGCUAUAAAGCACUUUAUAAUGGUACAGCUUAUUUUGCUUUGCUGGACCACUUUUAUACCAGUGCAAGCACUUUUACCCCAGUACACUUCAGUCUACACUAGUGGUCAUUUUUUUUUAACUAUGCCAGCAAAAAUGUGAAGAGUAGAUAAAGUUUAAGAUGACACUGUUGUUUCUUGUACCAAAGUGUCUGUACAAUAUUUUCUUUGAGAGUAUUUUUAAAAGUGAAAUAGCUGUACCACUGGACUUAACUACAGAGUAAUAAACUUCCAGUUCAUCAUCACUCUCAGCUCAUGAAAUGUCUUCAGGCCUUUGUAAGAAGCCCUGUUUGAGACAACAGAUUAAAUACUAAUCCUGGCAGAUCGUACAUCUCCGCUUGAGUUCAUACCAUCUAGCUGAGCAAACUUUUUUUUUUUUUCUUUUUUUGAUCUAAGUAAAGGCAACAAAUUCUUUCAUUAGAUCUCUUAGAUGAGCUAGCAGGAAAGAAAGAUCAAUAUUUUUAAAAGAAAAUGAAAAUAACAUCUUGCAAAAAUACAGCUACAUUAAAUGCAAGGAAUGCUUUCCCUUGAAAACCACAUCCCCACAUGGGCAUCAGCCCCAGGUGAGGAUGUAUUCACAGUACUUUAACAUCCAUGCAAUUGUCUCAAAUGUGGAAGAUUUAUAUGGGCAAUGUUUUCACUUACUAACCGGUCCAUGUAACAUUAAAAACAUACAUAUCUGUAUAUAUCUGGGUAGAUAUGCAGCUAUAUACAGAUAUCUACCCCCAGUAUACAUUCAUGUAUUGGUGCAUACACUAGCACACGGUAUAUGUGUGUGUGUAUCUAUUUAUAAACAGGCAACGAGUCUGUGGUUGAAGUAACAGCUGGGCACUGUUGGCACCAAGCGAAGCAGCAGAUAUCUUCAGGACAUACAAUGCAGUAUUUUGGCUUUAUAAUGCAGCAAAUGCUGGAAUGUGCAAUACAGGUUGCAAAAGCUGACAAGCUAAACAGUCCUUAUUUGGCUCAGGGUACUUCACUGUCAUAUGUCUCUGGUACAAUAUGCCCUUUUGUCUAGUGCUCAGGCACCACUUAUUAAUCCUUUGUUGGUUUUUUUUUUUUCUGUACAUUAGUUUUGGAUUUUAUUAUCUUGAAUAUGUCAGCAUGAAUUAUGAGAGAUCCACCCCCAUUUUAAAUAAUAGAGCAUAGUUGACCAUAAUAGUAAAUUUGAUGGGUUUGCUCUGCCCACCCACAGCACUUGUGGUAUGUAGUAAGUUUGUUAUUGGCAGCAUCUUCAGGUUACAUCUGUGACCCGUGGUGUUAGGUCUAGAAUUUUGUUUAAAAAAAAGUUUAAAAAUAAAAAAAAAAAAAUAAAUCAAAAGCUCAUUUCUCUUAAAAAAAAAUGUAUAUACUACAAAUCGCAAAAUGGAAAGAUUAAACACAUUUUUUUAUAUUAACAACGUAAAUGGGACUCCUUUCCGAGAGGACUCACGGUGACUUUAUCUGUAGAAUGUUUCAGUGCUUAUGCACUAAUUUUGUAACAAGUGCAUGCUGUAUAGAAUAUAUUGCCUGUAUACUUAGAGUGGAGGGGGGGCCAAGCUGCUUUUCAUUGUGCACUGCAGCUUGUUUGGAUGAAAAGUUGCGCCUUUGAUGCAUUUUUAUACUGUACAUAUUUGUAUAUAUUAACUAUAUUGCCAUGUUAUGAACACAGAUUUUGUUAUAUUUGCUUGUUUCGGUUUCCUACAAAAAUUGGUCCAUGAUGGGGGAUUUUUUUUUUUUUGUAUAGAAAAUAUGCUUGUAAUUUUUGUUUGUUUGUUUUCUUGGUCAUCAUCUUUUAAUGGCUCAUAAAGGAAUUAGAGAUGAGUUUUUGGAGGAACUCUGAGAAGCAAGUCUGUGUUUGCAUGAGACCUGCCCAAUUGCUGGCUAUAAAGGGGGGCGGGGGGAAGAGGGGAAAUCUAAGUCAAGUUUUGCUUUUAAAGCAUGCUUAGUCCCAUGGGAAAACUCAUACAUGUACAAUUAUUCUCUUUGUAUUUUAUCUAAUAGUGCCUGAAUUUUUUUUUUAAUGUCUUCUUGGAGGAACAAUUCAUAAUUGUCAAAAUUUGAAACAUUAGCUUAAUUUUGUUUUCAUGACCUCUCAUUUCUCCUCCUUAUUUAUUUUGUUGCUGUUUAUAAUGGGCCCCAAAGCCAUUUCUGACAUUGCAGUGUUCUUCUUCCACAUUAAGGAUGUUUUUAAAAUUACUAAGAUUAUUGAGCCAACAGGCUGUUUUAAUCAAAACCAUGUUUCACUUGGUUUUGAUGAUUAUGAAUGGGCCUUGCAGUGGCAAACCCCUUUCUGCUGGGGGGACCAUACCACCUAGUGGCCCUGCAGCUCCAGCGCAGACACACAGCGUCCCGGCGUUCGCCGCCUUUCUCAAAGCCUCGCUGGCAGUUUUGCUUCAAAUUAUUUGCUUGUUAUAACUAACUUAAACUAAACAAAUUGAUAAUGUUAAUAGGAUUUUUUUUUCCCUUCGGUUGAUUGCUAAAUAAAUUCGUAUAAUUUAUACUAGAGGAGAUUACUGCUUUUAUUGUUUUGGGUUCCCCCAAACCAAUUAUUAACAAUCAGGACUAUGUAUCUCAUUAAAUUUAAAUCAGGUCAAACCUAUUUAUCUAAGGCCUUUUCUGAUUUACAGGAAGAUGACUGUAUUCCAGUGCAUUUAAGAUGUAUUUCUGUGUAUGAUUUUGCAGCAUUCAAAUCUAACGGUGAUUUUUUUUUUUUUUUUUGUUCUGUAUUUUACCAUGGUAAAUACAUUGUAAAAGAAAAAAAAAAAUCCCUCAACUUUAACAUAGAAAACGUUACUUUUUAUGCCCAGGGUUGGUUUUUUUUUUUAAUAAAAUCAUUGCAGUUUUAGAACUGUAAUUAAAGCCCUGAAUAAUAGAUCACACAUCUUUAUCUGUUGUGUUUAAAAGGAAAAAAAAUAGCCCAAACUGUUCACAUAAUCCUGAAUGCCUCAUUUCCAUAAAAAAGGUUUCUAUACAUAUAUUAUUUACAUUUUUAAACAUGGUAAUUCUUUCCUUUGUGGCAUAAAAUGUCUCUUUUCCACUGCAGCUAUUGGAAAGCGACUGCUCACAUCUGAAAUGUUAUCGUAAUUUGCAUCAGGAAACCCAACUGCAGACAUUAAGGACUUGGGUGUGUUCAAUUAUGAUUUUGCUGGAGGCUGUCCCUCAUUUUAAUGCUGCACUCAUUGAACUACCUUUCUGAAAUCUAGCUGAUAUGGUUCACCAUAGACAUGCUUCACAACAUCAUUAGCUUUGCAAAUGGCUUCAUUUCAGUCAAUGCAGACUUCAGUUUUGGCCAAUUGUAAAAUGGAAAUUUGAAAAGGAAAAAAAAAAAACAGAUGCACUUAAAACAUGAAAA
This is a messenger RNA of Athene cunicularia (burrowing owl), 12732 nucleotides long. RefSeq names its product teashirt zinc finger homeobox 2 (gene TSHZ2). Gene Ontology annotation, cellular component: nucleus. The transcript has 3 exons. Lineage: Eukaryota; Metazoa; Chordata; Aves; Strigiformes; Strigidae. The coding region runs from base 220 to 3330 and encodes 1036 amino acids. Gene Ontology annotation, molecular function: DNA-binding transcription factor activity, RNA polymerase II-specific; DNA binding. Gene Ontology annotation, biological process: regulation of transcription by RNA polymerase II. The record is from RefSeq and is a predicted model, not a curated record.